Propithecus coquereli (Coquerel's sifaka) is the source of this 2345-nucleotide messenger RNA. RefSeq names its product neuropilin (NRP) and tolloid (TLL)-like 2 (gene NETO2). Bases 358 to 1935 code for a protein of 525 amino acids. The record is from RefSeq and is a predicted model, not a curated record. The transcript has 9 exons. Gene Ontology annotation, molecular function: protein binding. Lineage: Eukaryota; Metazoa; Chordata; Mammalia; Primates; Indriidae.
ACGCGGCGCUCGCGCUCCCGGCUUAAAUGAGCCCGGCGCCCCGCGCCCGCCACUUCAGCGGAUCCCGCGCCGCGGCCGCGGGCGGAGCUGCCCGCCUGUCCGGGGCCGCUCGUCCGCUCCGGGCGGCCGAGGGACUGAGCGCCGCGGGUCGGGAGGCGGCGCCCGUCGGGGGGCUCGGGCAGCGAGGGAGCCCGCCGGGGGCUCGGGCAUGGCGGGCCGCAGGACCUGAGCCCUGGCCCGCGGGGAGGCAGCCUGGUGGCCGGCGAUGGGGACGGAGCGGGGCGGCCGCCGCGCCGAGCCGUGAGCGCCGCCGCCGCCGCCGCCUCAGCCCCGUGAAGCGCCGGGCCGCUCGCGAACAUGGCCCUGGCGCAGCUGUGCCCGGUCCUCAAAGUGUUGUUAAUAACGAUACUGGUAGUGGAAGGAAUCGCAGUGGCCCAAAAAACCCAAGAUGGACAAAAUAUUGGAAUCAAGCACAUUCCUGCAACCCAGUGUGGCAUUUGGGUUCGAACCAGCAAUGGAGGUCAUUUUGCUUCACCAAAUUAUCCUGACUCAUAUCCACCAAACAAAGAGUGUAUCUACAUUUUGGAAGCUGCUCCACGUCAAAGAAUAGAGUUGACCUUUGAUGAACAUUAUUAUAUAGAACCAUCAUUUGAAUGUCGGUUUGAUCACUUGGAAGUUCGAGAUGGGCCAUUUGGUUUCUCUCCUCUUAUAGAUCGUUACUGUGGCGUGAAAAGCCCUCCAUUAAUUAGGUCAACAGGGAGAUUCAUGUGGAUUAAGUUUAGUUCUGAUGAAGAACUUGAAGGACUGGGAUUUCGAGCAAAGUACUCAUUUAUUCCAGAUCCAGACUUUACUUACCUAGGAGGUAUUUUAAAUCCCAUCCCAGAUUGCCAGUUUGAGCUCUCAGGAGCUGAUGGAAUAGUGCGUUCUAGUCAGGUAGAACAAGAAGAGAAAACAAAACCUGGCCAAGCAGUUGACUGCAUAUGGACAAUUAAAGCUACACCAAAAGCUAAGAUUUAUUUGAGGUUCCUAGAUUAUCAAAUGGAGCACUCAAAUGAAUGCAAGAGAAACUUCGUUGCAGUCUAUGAUGGAAGCAGUUCUAUUGAAAAUCUGAAGGCCAAGUUCUGCAGCACUGUGGCCAAUGAUGUAAUGCUUAAAACAGGAGUUGGAGUGAUACGAAUGUGGGCAGAUGAAGGUAGUCGGCUUAGCAGGUUUAGAAUGCUCUUUACUUCCUUUGUGGAGCCUCCCUGCACAGGUGGCACUUUCUUUUGCCACAGCAACAUGUGCAUUAAUAAUUCUUUAGUCUGUAACGGUGUUCAAAACUGUGCCUACCCUUGGGACGAAAACCACUGCAAAGAAAAGAAAAAAUCAGGACUAUUUGAACAAAUCACUAAAACUCAUGGAACAAUUAUUGGCAUUACAUCAGGGAUUGUCUUGGUCCUUCUCAUUAUUUCUAUUUUAGUACAAGUGAAACAGCCUCGAAAAAAGGUCAUGUCUUGUAAAACUGCUUUUAAUAAAACUGGGUUCCAAGAAGUGUUUGAUCCUCCUCAUUACGAACUGUUUUCACUAAGGGACAAGGAGAUUUCCGCAGACCUGGCAGACUUGUCGGAAGAGCUGGACAGCUACCAGAAGAUGCGGCGCUCCUCCACCGCCUCCCGGUGCGUCCACGACCACCACUGCGGAUCGCAGGCGCCCAGCGCGAAGCAGAGCAGGGCCAACCUCGGGUCCAUGGAGCUUCCUUUCCGAAACGACUUUGCACCGCCACAGCCCAUGAAAACGUUUAAUAGCACCUUUAAGAAAAGUAGCUACACCUUCAAACAGGCACAUGAGUGCCCUGACCAGGCCCUAGAAGACAGAGUAAUGGAGGAGAUUCCCUGUGAAAUUUAUGUCAGGGGGCGAGAAGAUUCUGCACAAGCAUCCAUAUCCAUCGACUUUUAAUCUUCCACUAAAGGUGACGUUGAUUAUUAAGUAUGUAUGUACGCACCCUACAGAGCACCCGUGCUGUGUUCCGCAGCCAACCCUUUUUCCCAUCAAAACUAGGAAGACCUUUAUUUACCCUUAACCUCCUGUAAUGGUAUGUUUUUAUUCUCUCUCGGGCAGUCUAUAUGUGUUAAACCAACCAAGGAGCUUACUAUAUUCGGUAGAAAAAAUAGCAGUCAUCUGUUGCCUGGCAUCAUACAAAGAAAGCACCACCAGUCAAACAGCAUUUGAGGAGAGGAGUGGUUUUGCUGAACCACUCAAGGUUCGGGCCGCCUAUCAGUUCCAGCAUCAGGAAUACUCCUCUUGACUGAUCCAGCUCUGUCAAUAUUUUGAUCCCACAAUAAACUCAAAAAUAAGAUUUUUCUUUA